Lineus longissimus is the source of this 2162-nucleotide messenger RNA. RefSeq names its product tubulin epsilon chain-like. Bases 108 to 1538 code for a protein of 476 amino acids. The record is from RefSeq and is a predicted model, not a curated record. The transcript has 10 exons. Gene Ontology annotation, cellular component: microtubule; cytoplasm. Gene Ontology annotation, biological process: mitotic cell cycle; microtubule cytoskeleton organization. Gene Ontology annotation, molecular function: structural constituent of cytoskeleton; GTP binding. Lineage: Eukaryota; Metazoa; Nemertea; Pilidiophora; Heteronemertea; Lineidae.
AGGAAAAAGUUGAGUUUUCAAGCAAUAAAAUGUCGAAAUAUGUCUUCUCUGAUUAAAUAGAUGUGGACUUGUUACCUUUUUACGGUGAAUACAUACCUGAAGAAGGCAUGACGCAGUCAAUUGUUGUCCAAGUUGGUCAGUGCGGUAAUCAGAUCGGCACAAGGUUCUGGGAUUUAGCUCUGCGGGAGCACGCAAGCACAAACAAGCGUGGCGUUUACGACGAGUCCAUCAGCAGCUUCUUCAGGAAUGUCGAUACACGAUAUGACGACCCAGUGGAUAUUCCAUUGGGUGAUUCCAGAGGCAAGAUCAAGUCACUUAAAGCGAGGGCAGUGCUGGUGGAUAUGGAAGAAGGGGUAGUUAGUAACGUCAUGAAGGGGCCGCUGAGGGAAGUCUUCGACUAUAAGCAGCUCAUUACAGAUGUGUCAGGAUGUGGUAAUAAUUGGGCGGUUGGUCAUCAUAAUUACGGAGUGCAGUACCGGGAGGAAAUAUCCGACACAAUUCGUCGAGCUGCGGAAUUCUGUGAUUGUUUGCAAUGUUUCUUCAUAAUGCAUUCCAUGGGAGGAGGGACUGGUUCAGGUCUUGGCACUCACGUUCUCCGGAUACUAGAAGAACAGUACCCGGAUGUCUACAGAUUCGUCACCGCGGUUUAUCCCUCGGCGGAGGAUGAUGUCAUCACCUCGCCGUAUAAUAGCGUCCUGGCGAUGCGGCAGUUGACGGAAAAUGCUGACUGUGUUCUUCCUAUAGAGAAUCAGGCUCUUGUCGAAAUUAUGAAUAAAAUCAAUCAGGCGGUUCCAUCCACGAAAAUCGGGAAAAAGACGUUCGGAGAUGUGAAGACCCUCGCAACUGGUGACGGUGGUCUGACGAAGAAAAAAGAUGAAAAACCAUUCGAUACGAUGAAUAAUAUCGUCGCUAAUCUCUUACUGAACAUGACAAGCUCAGCAAGAUUCGAAGGAUCGCUCAACGUAGAUUUAAACGAAAUCACAAUGAACCUCGUCCCCUUCCCCAAGCUACACUACCUCGUCUCCAGCCAAGCGCCGCUCUACUCCUGCGCCGAUAUCCACCUUCCUCCGCGGCGACUCGAUCAGAUGUUCUCGGACGCUUUCUCGCGAGAUCACCAGUUGAUCCGAGCUGAUCCGAAACACAGCACGUACCUCGCAUGCGCCCUCAUGGUCCGAGGGAACGCGGAAGUGUCUGACAUCAGGCGAAACAUUGAGAGGUUAAAGCCCUCGCUGAAAUUCAUCCACUGGAACCAAGAGGGUUGGAAGACAGGCCUGUGUUCAACGCCCCCUGUGGGCCAACAAUACUCACUACUGACGCUUGCAAAUAACACGUGUGUACGACAUACAUUCUCCGAGCUGAAGGAUCGGUUUGUCCGGCUCUAUAAGAGAAAGGCCCAUAUGCACCAUUAUACCAGUGUGGACGGGAUGGAGGCCCAGGAGUUCACGGACAGCCUUGAGUCACUCACCGGUAUCAUAUCCGAGUACGAAGGCUUAGAGACGAACCCACCUGGCCACGCUGCAAGGUUGCCGGUGGCAUGAGAGCCCCACCAUUAUACCAGGAUCAGCGGAUUGGAUAAAGUGUAGGAUUUCACAGACAUGGAGUCAUUCGUUAGUUUGACUCGAUUCUAAGAGAAUUGGCCUGAACUUUUGUCCAAAUCGGCCAAUGUUGACGUUGGCACUGAUACUAAUUCUUUUAAACUCGUAUCCCUGUGUUUCUAUUUUCAUGUACCACCAAUAGUUAAGAACGGUGCUAGUCUCUAAUGCCAAGAUGCUAAGAUGAAUCUUAUAAUGAAGUCGGAAGCUGGCCUUCCGAUAGACAUGUGGAGGAUACUUCAAGAGACUGCAUGGUGAGGCCACUUCUUAGAGUUAGAUUGGUGACAGAUGACACCAAAUUGAACUUGCCAAGGUGUAGGAACGUCGAAAAAUCGAAAUGCCUAUUGCGCAAUAACUAAUGCAGGUAACGAGAUCAAACGAACUGGAAUCUUAGCUACUUGUGGGAGAGAUUUGGUGAAAAUCAGAUCAGCACUUUGCGAGUUAUUCAAAAUCAAAAGUAUGGAAAAAGAUUUUGACACCCAGUACACCCUUGUUAGGGCUAGCCUCCUGUCCUGUUGUGUUUGUUGAUGAUAAUCUAUACAUGUAUUUUGAUACCACCAAAAUAUUGUA